AUGGCAUCCAGUUCUGCUCCAAUCUCUGUUCUAGUUUUCAAUGGUGAUCAGUACCAUGUUUGGGCUGUCAAGAUGAAAACAUACCUGAGGGGCCAUGGUUUGUGGCAAUAUGUUGAAGAGGAGAAGCAAGUUCCCCAACUUGGACCAAACCUGACGCUGAACCAAAUGACGGUUCAUGAAGAAGAAGCAGCCAAAGCCCUAAGAGCACUGUCUUGUAUACAUUCAGUCGUGACAGAUCAGGUCUUCUCCAGGAUCAUGGCGUGUGAGACCCCUAAAGAAGCUUGGGACACUCUCAAGGAGGAGUUUGGAGGGAGUAACCAGACAAGAAAUAUGCAAGUUCUAAACUUGAGAAGGGAAUUUGAAGUGCUCAAGAUGCAGGAGACAGAAUCUGUCAAGGAAUAUGUGGACAAACUUAUGAUAGUGGUGAACAAAAUAAAACUGCUAGGGGAAGAAGUAACCAACCAGAGGGCAGUGGAGAAGGUCCUGGUCAGCUUACCUGAAGGUUUGAAGCAAAAAUUUCGUCCCUAG
Molecule: messenger RNA, 528 nt
Organism: Pistacia vera
Lineage: Eukaryota; Viridiplantae; Streptophyta; Magnoliopsida; Sapindales; Anacardiaceae
Exons: 1
Coding region: 1-528 (175 amino acids)
Source: RefSeq, a predicted model, not a curated record